AUGGGGAAGCACUUCCUGCUGCUCCUGCUGGGCCUGUCCCUAGUGGUGGGCUUCCUGCAAGCUCUGACAUGCUUACAGUGUGACUUACUAAACUCUGAUGGAGAGUGUAAGAAAGGAAAAAGCACGUGUGAGGCUAAAGAUGACCAGGAAUGUGGCAUACUGGUAGUGUCUAAAGGUUAUGAUAUCCUGUUUGGACAGCAGGAUUGCUCUUCUAAUUGCUUAAAUAAGACUUUCACACAUUAUAACAUAACACUGGAUUUUUCCUGUUGUCAUAACCAAUCUUUGUGUAAUGAGUUUUAGAGGCUGGGCCUUUCCUUGCCCAGUUCUUCUGCAGUGCUGUCUACUGAAUCCUGGCUCUGGAGCACGAGAACAAGCAUUCCAUUCCCGACCUUGUCAUGAAACCAACAUCUUGGUCUUUCC
This is a messenger RNA of Arvicola amphibius (Eurasian water vole), 420 nucleotides long. RefSeq names its product prostate and testis expressed protein 14-like. Bases 1 to 300 code for a protein of 99 amino acids. NCBI's taxonomy places the organism in Eukaryota, Metazoa, Chordata, Mammalia, Rodentia, Cricetidae. The transcript is spliced from 4 exons. The record is from RefSeq and is a predicted model, not a curated record.